Messenger RNA from Cherax quadricarinatus, 4604 nucleotides. The record is from RefSeq and is a predicted model, not a curated record. NCBI's taxonomy places the organism in Eukaryota, Metazoa, Arthropoda, Malacostraca, Decapoda, Parastacidae.
CGUUAGUGAUAGUUGAGGUGAGGCAGUGAUGGCUCCUCGUAUAUUACACUACGUUAAUAAACAACUAAGAUAUUACUCCACCAGCUUCACAAGUGGCAGGAAUUAUGAUGCUAUUGUUGUUGGCGGAGGUCACAAUGGUCUUGUUGCUGCAUUUUACUUGGCAAGGGCACAGAAGCGUGUAUGUGUACUGGAACGACGGCAUAUUCUUGGUGGAGCAGCAGUGACUGAAGAGAUUAUCCCUGGAUAUAAAUUUUCCAGGGCAUCAUAUGUCCUUGGAUUAUUGAGGCCAAUAGUGUAUGAAGAUAUGGAAUUAAAGCGCCAUGGUUUGAAGGUGUAUCCUCGAGACCCAAGCUCAUAUACGCCUUUGCAUGAGAAGAACUGGCAGAGUGGAUGUGCUAGGUCUCUGAUACUUGGACCACAUGAAGCUCAGAAUUACCAGCAGAUUGCACAAUUCUCUGAAAAGGAUGCAAAGGCGUAUCCACAGUUUGAGUCACAGUUGAACAGAUUUGCAGAAGCUCUUGAAUGCCUUCUUGAUUGUGCUCCUCCAGAUAUUAGCAGAUUCUACUCUGCAGGAUUUGCAGAUAAAAUUAAACAGCUUUCUGCUCUAAGGCUACUUGCAAAGGCUGUCUCAAUUGUGGGGAAGGAUUUUCCUAAAUUUUAUGAGCUGAUGACUGCACCAGCAUCGAAGAUCCUAGACCAGUGGUUGGAGUCGGAGCCACUGAAAGCUACAUUAGCCACAGAUAGUGUCAUUGGGUCCAUGAUGAGCCCAAGCACCCCUGGAAGUGGGUAUGUGUUACUUCAUCAUGUGAUGGCUCAGUUGUCUGGAGUGCGAGGCUCUUGGGGUUAUCCAGAAGGAGGAAUGGGAGGAGUCACUCAGGCUAUGGCUCGGGCAGCUACUAAAGCAGGGGCACAGCUCUUCACUGAUAAGCAAGUAAAAACUAUUCUGCUUGGCAAGAAGAAUGAAGUGGUUGGUGUAGAGACAGAGGAUGGCUCUCAACUUUAUGCCAAGACAGUUCUUUCAAAUGCAACAGCACACACAACUUUUCUGAGACUCCUACCAAAGGGCUCAUUACCUCCAGAAUUUGAAGCAUCUAUUAAAAGUAUUGACUACAGAUCUCCUGUUUGUAAAAUUAAUGUUGCUCUGAAAUCUUUGCCAAACUUUAAGGCUAACCCCAAUAAUAGGGAUAAUUCAGUAAUGCCUCAUCACCGCUGCACAAUCCACUUGAACUGUGAGAAAACAGAACUGCUGGAGGAAUCUUUCUUACAGGCUUCUGCUGGUCUUAUACCAGAUAAACCCCUCGUUCAAAUGACACUUCCAAGCAGCUGUGAUCCCACCUUAGCGCCACCUGGGUGCCAUGUGGCAUUGUUUUUUACUCAGUACGUGCCCUACACUCUUGCUGGCGGCUGCCCUUGGGAUGAGAAUGCCAAAAUAGAAUAUGCUAACAAGAUUUUUAAUAUAGUAGAGGAAUAUGCCCCAGGUUUCAAGGAAAGUGUUGUGGGCUAUGAAGUUUUGCCACCACAUGAACUGGAGAAAGUGUUUGGCCUUACUGGAGGAAAUAUUUUCCAUGGUGCGAUGUCUCUGGAUCAGUUGUUAAUACUGCGACCCUCAUCUAUGAAGCCAGGUCCAUUCACACCCAUCCAUGGCCUCCUGUUAUGUGGCUCUGGAGCACACCCAGGUGGAGGAGUAAUGGGAUCUCCAGGUCGUCUUGCUGCUCUUUCUGUCUUAACGACAUAAACUGUAUUUAUCUGUGUUAUUAUGGCAUCAGUGUAAUUAAAAUUAAUAAUCAAGAAUUUUUGCAAUUGGAUAUUUAUUACAGUACAAUUUUAAUUUCAAAGUAACACUGUUACAAUAACAUUAUUAUACAAUAGUUGAAAUCUUGUAUGAAUGACUUCUACUAGUAUGAAAACCACCUACUAACCUGACAGAGAAAACCCAACCCAGGUGAUUAUCUCCACCAACUAUGUGAUCCAUUAACCCCCACACAGAACUCGCAGGAUGACCUUGCAACAAAGAGUACAACAUUACAUUCACAAGGAUGACUUCCCAAGGCCAAGGGUACUGAGUGAUCUACCAGGAAAAAUUGAAGACUGGAUAACACCUGAACCAAUCUAUGUACAAAAUAGGUAAAUCCAUCACAAUACUGUGACAACACCAACACCACGAAGACCACCAUAGGCAGAGCAAUGAGCCAGCUGAAGGAAGAAACACUGUGCCUAGCAAGUACCAGCCAGUGAGCCUUGUGCCCAAAAGCCUUCCAAACUGUAAACUUACCAUAAGGAGUUCUACUUCAUGGAAGAAAAAUAUACCUACACACUUGCACGAGUAUGCAUAGACAUUUGCACACUGCAGCUCUCGUCUUACACCUUUUCAAUCUCGUUUGGUCCCAAAGGUUUCUCCCUCUCCAGUCUGUCACUGCCUUUGUCUUACCCAUUCGUAUGCCAGGUACUUUGGACCAUGACCCCUCUCGUUAUAGACCCAUUGUUGUUAUUAAUGCUUGAUGAUACUUGUGAACCUAUUAUUGUCUUUCCCCUCAUCAGUCUGUUUUCGUACAGGCUGUUCUACUAUCAACCCCUUAUUCCACAUGGAUAACUAUGUUUGCAAUGCCUUCACUGAUAACCACUUAUUACAAUUUUUUUUUUGACUUGAAAAAUCUUAUAAUAUCACCUGUCAUCAUAACAUACUGGCCCAAGCUUAUUCUUUGAGUCUCCAAGACAGUUUUCUACUUUUCUUUAGGGAUUUCGUGUCAGAGAUAAGUACACCUACCCUCCGACUUACGACCUGCUCAACAUAUGACCAUUCGACUUAUGACCUUGUUUUCUGUGCCAAAUUUCUGGGAAAUAAACAACUGUUUGUGUUGUACACAGUGUUUAUCCUAAACCUUACAGUGUAAAAUACAGUACUAACAGCAUAAAAAGUAAAGUAAAUGAAGAAAUACCAAAAUAAAACAAAAUAAAGUCAUUACAAAAAUGUGAUGUUGAUAUUCGGUAGUAAUGUUCGACUUACGUCCAUUUCGACUUACAGCCAGUUUCUCGGAACCGAACUCAGUCGUAAGUUGGAUGAUACCUGUACAAGCAGGCCCCACUUUACAGCAUUUUGCUGAUACAGAGGUUUUUCAAUUAUGUAUACCCAUUCUUUAUUUAUUCAGACCUCCUACAAUAAAUAUAUUUACUAACUAUAAGCUAAAGAAAAAAAUAUUUUAAGGUAAGUAAUGCAUGUACUGUAUAUGCAUCUUUUAGACCUAGCUAUAUUGCUCACUUAACCCGUUAACUGUCCAUACGUAGAUCUACAUUCACUCUCUCAGCACUCCAAAUAUUUUGAAUUUUUUUUUUUUUAAUUAAAGAGGGCAAUUUUCUGUGUGUAAUACUGCCAAAAAAAAAAAUUAGGACCUAACCUAUUUUUUACUUUCCUCUUACAAUGGGAGUGUUUGCUCUAGCUGGCACUCAUUUGAACUGGUGCUCCCACAAGGUAUUAAGUGGUCCCUGAUUUUUCUCAUACUGUGCACACUGAGUGUGCAGACCCAUUCUUUCAUGUCUAGGCAACUCAGGCCUAUCACACCAAAUUUGAAGGAAUGAAAAAUAAAACAUUGAACUACGUUCGGAGUGCUGCGCACGUGCACGUAGAUCUACAUAUGGACAGUUUAACCCGUAAAUGGUCCAAACGUAUAUAUAUGUUCUUACCGCUAGUGCCCCAAACGUAUAUAAACAUUUUAUUUUUCCUGCCUUCAGAUAGGGCACUAUUGGCCUGAGAUGCCUUGUCAGCAUAGAAUGGGUCAUAACACUCGGUGUGCACUGUAUUAAAAAAAUCUGGGACCACUUAGUACCUUGUGGGAGCACCAGUUCAAAUGAGCGCCAGCUAGAGCAAACAGCAAGGCAAACACCUGGGAUUCACUGAUUUCAUGUAGUAUUAAUUCUCCCAUUUUAAGAGGAAAGUGAUGUUGACCCCGAGUUUAGUGGCUUUGAGGUGGAUGUGGCCAUAAGUGGUCUAGGAAAUAUAAAAAAAAACUCGAUAAUAACCCAUGUGCAACACCCUUUCAGAAUGUCUUAUAACCUAUGCCCUAAGUAAAGAGAAACAAUUCUGGAAUGUAAUACUUGUUCAGCAGGCUGGCUGAUUGGCUGGCUGGCUGGCUGCUGGCGGCCUGGCUCCAUUUGUUUGUCUGUGUCUAUCUCUGUCUCACAGGUACACAUAAAUACAGGUAUACAUAGUGUAAAUUACCAAGGAUAACCCAAAAAAAUCCAGACAAAGUGCUAUACUCUCCUUGAAGAUAUGAGUUAACGUGAUGAUGCAGUCUUGUGGCUCUCUCUGAGACAGAGAGCUAGACAGAUAGACAGGGAGCUUGACAGACAGGCAUGUUUGUGUACCAGCGAAAACAAAGCUAGGGCCGAUGCUCAUCAAAUGUCACCUCUAAUCUUAUCAAGUCUUAUCACUGCACCCUCACGUAUGCUCAUCAAAGGUCAGCUCUUAUCAAAUGUUAUCUCCUCUUAUCACGUCACUGUCAGGGGUGGACUUUGUUUUUCAUGCUUCAAGGGAACUACUACUUCCUCUUCCUCCUCUUCUUCUUCUUCUUCUUCCUCUUCUUCUUCUUCUUCUUCCUCUUCUUCUUCUU